GGUGCACUGAGACGAUACAUACACUGGCGGAGCACUUCCACACUGUCAGUCCUGGGAGCUCCGAGGAGCGAGUGUGAGGGCUGGUCUGUCCCCACCGACUUCCAAACUGAGAUGUUGACAGUGACGCCAGGGAAGGUGACGCCCAGACCCUGCUCAGACCUGGCAACGGAUCGUUUCAACAUGUUGAGCAGAAGAUUUGAAUUCGGUUCACAGGACAAGUCAGGUUUGCCCAGCUGUCAUUCUCUGAAGAGUGAGGCCUCCAUGUUUGUGCCUAUGAACUUUAAAAGCAAGGACUUUGAAAGUUCACAGAAGAACAAGGAGUCUGGAGCUCCCAGCUGUCAUUCUUUGAAGAGUGACGCCUCCAUGUUUGUGCCUAUGAACUUCAAAAACAGAGGGUUUAAAAGGAAUUUUUCUGAAGAUUUGAAUGAUUAUGUAGACGACCGUCCUCAAUCUCCGCGGCUCGUCGGAUAUGAAAAAGAAGAUGAACCUCAGAUGGUUUCAGCAGAGGAGCAUUUGAAGUCCUCAUUCAGAGAGAAAUUCUACAGCUGGGGAGACGUGUAUGAUCCAGAAAAUGAUGUAAAACACAGUUACACUGACGUGAUAAUGACAGGUGACGGUCCAGAGAUGCCUGAAAAACACGUGGUGAGAUUAAAUAGAGCCCUUUGGGAGGAGAACAAGUCCCAAACCAACAAGUUCCUGGCCAGUCUUGACCACAUCCUGAAACGACAGCCUGGCAGAGAAAAGCCCAAUAGAACCGUUGUCACUGAAGGCGUUGCUGGAAUCGGGAAGACCUUUUCCCUGCAGAAAUUCAUUCUCAACUGGGUGGAAGGCAAAACAAACACAGACAUCAAUUUUGUUUUCAGCUUUGCAUUCAGAGAGCUGAACUUGAUAAAGGGCCAGAGAAGCUUGCACAAGCUGGUGACGGACUUUCACCCUGCUCUGCGGGGCGUAACAGAACCAGAUGACCUGAACAGAGCCAAGAUCAUUGUGAUCUUGGACGGCUUGGAUGAAAGCAGAUUUCUGCUGGACUUUGAGGGCGCCGCCAACAUUACAUCUGUGAGCAAGGCGUCAUCUUUGAGUAAUCUUGUCGUCAACCUCAUAAAAGGUUCUCUCCUUCCUGACGCUCAACUCUGGAUAACUACUCGUUCAGUGGUUUCUAAUCGAAUCCCUUCAAAAUAUGUGGACGUGGUGACAGAAAUCACAGGAUUUAGCGACUCUCAAAAAGAGGAAUACUUCAGGAGAAGGUUCUCCUCUGACCCAGACUCUGCAGAAGAAAUGAUCUCACACGUUCAAUCUUCAGCGGCCUUCAGCGCCAUGUGCCAGAUUCCACUCUUCAGUUACAUUUCUGCUUUACUCUUUGAGCAGAACUCUGGAGGAUGCUAUGAUCCUGAAAGUCCUCACACUCUCACAGAAAUGAUGGCACAUUUCUUGCUUGCUCAGACGAAGCUCAGAUGGAGGAAAUAUGGAUGGGGGAGGCACCGAAGGAACUCACCUGAAACGCACAGAGACUUCCUGCAUAGACUUUGCAAGCUUGCAUUUGUUCAGUUGGAGAAGAACAAGCUCAUCUUUGAUGAGAUCGACCUGGACCAGUGUGGCAUUGACCUCAGUGAGGCAAUAAUCUUCUCUGGAUUUUGCAGUGGAAUUCUGAGAGGGAAGGAUGUCUUCUGCCAAAGAACAGUCUUCUUCUUUGUUCACGUGAUCAUUCAGGAGUUCUUGGCUGCCUUGUACGUCUUUCACUGCUUCAUGAGCAGGCACACAGCAGAACUUGGGGACUUCCUUGGCCACGAGAAUCAAGAGUACACACAUCUUGAUCUUCUGAAGUUGACAGUUGAGAAAGUGUUAGAGAAGGGAAAUACCCAGUUCAACUUUUUCUUGCAGUUUCUCCUGGGCCUCCUGGUUGAGUCGAACUACAGGAUCCUUAAAGAUCUGAUUGGGUCACCUGAGCCGAGCACAAGCCUUGUAAUGAAAAUGCAGACGCAUCUGAAAGCCAUCCAAGGAAACGUCUCUCCACGCAACUGCAUCAUCCUGUCCAAGUGCUUGGUGGAGAUGCGAGAUCCCAAAGGUAGCGAUCAUAUACCACCACUUGAUGGAUAAAGAGGAACAAGAAGGUGAUCGGUUGCAGCCUGCCACCUCUUCAUGACCUGUAUGCCUCUAGGACCCAGAGACGUGCAGGUCGGAUCAGAGCCGACCCUUCUCACCCUGGACAUAGACUGUUUGUUCCUCUUCCCUCUGGCAGGAGGCUACGGUCCAUCCAGACCAGAACCUCCCGUCACAGGAACAGCUUCUUUCCCUCGGCCGUCAGACUGUUAAAUUCAUGAACAGCCUUGUUGUAAUGUUAUUUUAUUUAUUUUAUUUUAUUUGUUUUUUGUUGCACUUUAUUCCAAGGCACUUUCCUAGUCAGUGGGCUCCCCACUGACCAUGGCAAUAAAUUUGAUUCUGAUUCUGAUUCUGAUUCUGAAGAUGACAAGAGUUGGACUGAUCCCAUUUGAUCCGAAUCCAUCUUUGUCUUUCAGCAUUGGCAUGACAGGGUGGAUGCUAUGAUGCAGAAGAAAUGCAGAACAAAUGCACAAUCGUAGCGCACUUGCACAUUUUUCCCACUUCCUUUGUCAAUCUUAUUGGUCUCUAGUUUGCAGUGUUAUGGUAGAGAAAUAGUGUCAUCAUUUUCAGAGCCCACUAGAUGACACUCUAUUCUUUAAAAUCUCUGGAUGUGAACAAUAAGUUAAGUGAAACCUCGCAUGGUGAUUUUAAAUGAGAGUGCCAUCUACUGAGCUCUGAAAAUGAGGACACUGUUUCAUGAAGCCUCAUCAGCCCCUCAAUAUGUUUUGGAGAUUAGAUCACUUACCGUGAGCCACUAGCAGCAGUUUAUUAUUGACCUCCAUGAAACAUGCGUUAUUAUUACACUUAUAAAAAGGCAAUUAAAUUUGACUGGGUUUACUUCAGGAUAAAGUACGUUUAUCUAUCUAAAACCACUGAUAUUUACUCAUUAUGACGCAUUACAAGCCAUCCCAUGCAUCCGCCAACCCCAAACCCCCCAUAUAUUUUUUCUCCUCCUGCAACCGACACCUUACCGUGGUGGAGGGGUUUGAGACUCCCAACGAUCCUAGGGGCAACGUUGUCGGGGUCUUGGUUCCCCAGGUAGGGUUUCCCAUGUCAAACUGGUCCUAGGUGAGGGAACAGACGAAGAUCGGAUUGCGGGCUAGCACCUGGUGCUGCCUGAAUAACCUUGGUGACCCUGCUCUCUCAUUGGCUGACCGCACCUGAUAGGGCGGAGUUGAUGUUGAGUGACGAGUAAGAGCUUUGGAAGGUGGAGUGAAACUAAAAAGCCUGGUGUCUCACCCUAGUAAGCCUUUUAACACCAGCUGCGUCUUUGUCAUCACGGGGUGGAGCAUGAAGGCUGCCUCAGGUUCCAGCUGUCAGUCAACCUGUGUGCAGUGCUGGGUUGUCACGCUACUGACUAUGUUUAUGGAAGAGAUAAUAGAUUCAUUAGUUGGACUCUUUGGGAAAAGUUUUGUCAACAACAAAAUCAAUAGUUUAAAAAUGUUCCCAUGGCUGCUUUACCUGAUCCAACAUGUAAUGCAUAAGUAGAGCCACCACACUGAUAUGUUUUUUGUUUGCCUUUCAUGUUCUUGUUUUAUUGCACCUUUAUAUAUUUGACAUGUUUGAACAAUGUUUCGUAUAUGAAUUACAAGAUAAUAGUUUAAUAUUUUGUGACUAUCUUUGCAUGAUUAACAAAGGUGUGCGGCGUCCUUUAGUGGUAGACGCAUGUGCUCCACCAAUAAUAACACACACGUUUAUGAUGAAUGUUAAUGUAUCCAAUUUUUGCAAACAUAUUUUAAGUUUGAUGUGUGUUUUGUGCUCAUGCUAUGUCGUGUUCUAAGAUGAAAGUACAGGUGGUGACUUGCCAGCACAAGAGGAAAUCUCCAAGGACUGAAACGGAGGGGAAAUGACGGACACAUUGCUCCAAUACAGGGUUGACAAUCUUUUAUAAAUAUUGAUUAUAUUAACCAAAUAUUUUAAAGUCACCUGGAUAGAAAUGUUUAUGUGAAAUUGUGUCAAUUAACAACCAUGUUUGUUUUUGUACAAUGAUGUAGCUGCAUCAUGAUGUGCGGUCAUUGUCAAAACCUGUUCAAGGAUUGAGAAAUGAUAAUCAGGUUUCAUAUUAAAUAAAGAAUCACGUGGGCCACUG
Molecule: messenger RNA, 4186 nt
Organism: Synchiropus splendidus (mandarinfish)
Lineage: Eukaryota; Metazoa; Chordata; Actinopteri; Syngnathiformes; Callionymidae
Product: NLR family CARD domain-containing protein 3-like
Exons: 6
Coding region: 112-2094 (660 amino acids)
Source: RefSeq, a predicted model, not a curated record